Molecule: messenger RNA, 1406 nt
Organism: Helicoverpa armigera (cotton bollworm)
Lineage: Eukaryota; Metazoa; Arthropoda; Insecta; Lepidoptera; Noctuidae
Product: centriole and centriolar satellite protein OFD1
Exons: 9
Coding region: 12-1406 (464 amino acids)
Source: RefSeq, a predicted model, not a curated record
ACAUUACAACCAUGACGCAAACAAAAAUAUUAUUUUAUAGAAAUCAAAAAGGCGGUCCCAGCAAUGUAAUUCUUCACAAAAGCGAAUGGAAUCGACUGAAGAAGCAGGGUGGGCCUCCGGAGAAACCUGCGCAACUUCAAAAUGAAUCUUACUUGAACGCUCUGAUAGAGAAGUCUCAAGGAUGGAUCAAAACUUGGCCCGAUACUGUGCAAGGUUGUAUAGCGCUGCGAGGAAAACAAAAGGAAAAACGGCGAGCUCAGGAAAUUGCUAAUGCAGAAGCAUUCUCAAAGAAAGAACUUAAAAACACAAAACACUUGAAAGAAGCCAUCGAAAAAGCGAGACAAAAGAUAUUCGAUGAAAGCUGCUACGGCAAAAAGCUCAUAAGCGCUCUCCGUGAAUCUAAAACACUGGAAGAAAGAGAAGCACAAAUCAAAUUCAAGAAAGAAAUAAAGGAGAAAGAAUCUAAACUAGAAGAGAAAAAGUCAAAAUCUGUGAAGUUCUGUACAUUCGAUUUGGACAAAAAUGCCGAUGCUGCUAAAGACAAACAGAAAUGUGUCACAAUAGAAACUUCCAAAAUGAAUAAAGAAAUGCAUGACAAGCUGAAAGAAGAUCAAGCUCAAGCUAAGGAACAAGAAAGAUUAUCAGCCCUAAAUGACGCGCUACAGAUGAAGUUCCUUCUUAUCCGUGAGCAGGAAGCCGAGGAUAAAAUUAAGCUCCUAGAAAAGCAAGCCCUAGAACAAUUUGUAGCUGAAGACAAGAAGACAAAAGAAGAACGCGCUAAAUGGGAAGCUGAAUAUUAUGCUAAAAUUGAAGCCUGUCGCCAACACCAAGAAGAAUUGAAUUGUAAAAUAAGACAAGUUCAUCUACGGAUGAACAAAAAGAACCAAGAGUCAGAAUUAUUCAAAAAGACUUUCGAAGCUAUCAAGAAAUGUAAAGAAGAAGAGAACAAACGUUUAGAUGACUUUUUAGAAAAAAGUAUUGCAAAAGGAGAACAAAGAGCUGCUAAAAGCGAUCGUAAAGUCAAAGACAAAAUAAUACAAGACCGCAAAAAUAAAAUGUCGAUUGCUGAGGUCAACAAAACUAUGAAUGAAUAUGUAAAACAAAUGGAAUGCAGCCCCAAGUGCUUUUGUGAACGACAGUGUAUUAUUACUAAAUCUGAUAUACCACCUGUUUUGAAGAAAAGACAGGCGGAAAUCAAAUCGGAAAAUAAAGUAACUACAUCAUACUUCGCUCCAAGCAACAAGUUAGUAGAUGCUUUACGCAAACGCGAACAGGAACCAAAGCCGUGGACCGGCGCGGACGCAGCUCACGUGCUUUUUAUGAGAAAUGCCGUCCGAACUCUGCAGGACUCCAAGUACAAGCUACCCGCGAAGAAAGUUGUUGAUGUUGGAAUACAGAAAAUAUAA